AUGCUGACCCUUCUUGCAGACUCCGAGGCACCCAUCAUCGUGCUCUCGGCUAAAAAGCACUUUGAACAAUUGCCCACCAAUGAGGCUAAACUCUAUGCCCAUUAUCUUUCCAGAGCUUCCCACUGGGGUUCAAGAGCUGUCUUGAGAUCUGUGUCUCCAGAGAGUGAGGCCAUUUUUGAUUUGGUCUUGGGCUUGCACGUGGCAUUGGGACUGCCAGAAUCCAACGAGAAGUACCAGGAGGUUUUGAAGCCUGUUGCAGCCGAAUCGGUGACCCACUACCUCGAGUACGCUUCCCAGUUCUUGGGCAACUUGGGUAACUUCAAGUCCUUCGGUGACAGCAAAUUCGUUCCUAAGGUUCUGGAAUCCGACUUCACCGCUAUCGUCAAGGCUGCUGGCAAACAGGAGCUCGUGGACUUGUACGAGACCGUCAAGGAGGCUAUCUACUCGACUAACCCCGCAUUGUUGGGUUGGCCUGAAAAGGGCCAAUUGUCCAACUACUACCCUAACAGUGCUUCUGUCAUCACCAAGGACGAGAUCGAGGCCAUCAAUGCCGCCUUGGCUGACCGUUCCAUCAUGCCUGAGAACACCAGAGUGACCAAGAAGUCCGAUAAGGAAUUUGUGGUUCUCGUGGCCAGUGCUUUGACCGACAACACCGUGGACUACUACCCUAAGGAGGCCAUUGAGCUCGCUCUGGGUGCUCGCGUUACGAUCCAGUUCGGUGACCACUCCAAGGAGUUUGCUGAGAUCAUCAAGAACAUCAGGGCGGCUGGAAAGUACGCCGCCAACGACACACAGAAGAAGAUGAUUGAGUACUACGCUCAAUCGUUUGAAACCGGCUCCAUGAAGGCCCACAAGGACUCGCAGAUCCAGUGGGUCAAGGACUUGGGUCCUCUGGUCGAGUCCAACAUCGGCUUCAUUGAGACCUACAGAGACCCCUCGGGUGUUCGUGGUGAGUGGGAAGGUUUGGUGGCCAUGGUGAACCAGGACAGAACGGCCAAGUUUGCCACUUUGGUCGAAAACGCCGGUACCUUGAUUCCAUACUUGCCUUGGGACCACUUCUACGAGAAGGACACUUUUGUGCCUCCAGACUUCACCUCCUUAGAGGUGUUGACCUUCUCCGGAUCUGGUGUUCCAGCCGGUAUCAACAUUCCUAACUACGACGACGUCAGAUUGAAUGUUGGUUUCAAGAACGUCUCCUUGGGUAAUGUGUUGAGCGCCAACCCCAAAAAGCCAAAGAAGGAAGAGGUGAUCAGCUUUGUCUCGGCUUCUUUGCAGGAGAAGUUCCGCAAGUGGAGAGACGACUCUUUUGAAGUCCAGGUGGGCUUGCAUGAGUUGUUGGGCCACGGUACAGGUAAAUUGUUACAGGAGACUUCUCCAGGCCAGUUCAACUUUGACAAGGCUGCCCAUCCCGAGCUUUCCACCUACUACAAGCCCAGCGAGACGUGGGGUUCUUUGUUCGGCACCACAGCUGGCUCUUUCGAAGAGUGCCGUGCCGAAUUGGUCGCCUUGUACCUUAUCUUGUUCAAGCCACUUGAGGUUUUGCCAAUUUUCGGCAUCACGGACGCCCAGGACCAAAAGGACGUCAAGCUUAUCGCUACGCUCUUGAUGGCCCGUGCUGGUGUUAUUGGUCUCGAGUUCUGGGACCCCGAAUCGAAGAAGUGGGGACAGCCUCACAUGCAAGCCCGUUUCGGUAUUUUCAAGAGCUUGCACAAGGCCGGUGUCGUGUCGCUCAAGUACGACGACAAGGAGACGUUCGACGACUUGGAGAUCGUGGUGGACGAGUCCAAGUUGGACAAGGAAGCCGUGGAGGCACUCGGAGACUUCUUGCACAAGUUGCACGUUUUCAAGUGCUCCGCCAACGUCAAGGAAGGUGUGGCUUUCUACAGCGACAUCACAGGUGUUACCGAAGACUACGCCAAAUACAGGGACGUCGUACUCAAAAAGAAGCAGCCUCGUAAACAGCUCAUCCAGGCCAACACGUUCUUGAACAGUGACGGCAGCAUCGAGGUCCGCGAGUACGAGGAGUCGGAGGUCGGCAUGAUCCAGUCGUUCGUUGACCGUGCCAUUUAA
Molecule: messenger RNA, 2070 nt
Organism: Candidozyma duobushaemuli
Lineage: Eukaryota; Fungi; Ascomycota; Pichiomycetes; Serinales; Metschnikowiaceae
Product: dipeptidyl-peptidase III
Exons: 1
Coding region: 1-2070 (689 amino acids)
Biological process (GO): proteolysis
Cellular component (GO): cytoplasm
Molecular function (GO): dipeptidyl-peptidase activity; metalloexopeptidase activity
Source: RefSeq, a predicted model, not a curated record